Messenger RNA from Fragaria vesca subsp. vesca, 2353 nucleotides. RefSeq names its product serine/threonine-protein kinase-like protein CCR4-like. The record is from RefSeq and is a predicted model, not a curated record. Gene Ontology annotation, biological process: protein phosphorylation. NCBI's taxonomy places the organism in Eukaryota, Viridiplantae, Streptophyta, Magnoliopsida, Rosales, Rosaceae. Gene Ontology annotation, molecular function: ATP binding; protein serine/threonine kinase activity. Bases 1 to 2307 code for a protein of 768 amino acids. The transcript has a single exon.
AUGGCUUCUUUGAUCUUCAGUUUCAUCUUGUUUUCUUGCCUAAUCCCUAUUCAUUCACUCUCCACUGUGUCUAUAUCUCAAACUUCAAAUAAUCAAACACUAAUUUGUUCUCUGACCCUACAACAAUCUUUCCUAAACUGUACUAGUUUUCCUAGCGGAAUUAGAGUUCCUGUGAGCCCAAACACAUCAUUUACAGGUUUGGUUGGUGGGGAUGGCUUCAUAUGUGUUUUGCAGACGCGGCCCUCAUCUUCUUCAUCAGUCAUGACAUGCUGGAGGUUCUCUGCCAAUGGGAGUAACAUGUCCACUAAGCGAGUUUAUAUCGGUCUGGCUCUCAGAGAACUCAAAGCAGGAAGCUCCCACGUUUGCGGCCUAGUUGAUGGGACUAAUCGACUCCAGUGCUGGCAGUGGCAUGGGUUUAAUUCAAGUUCAAUUGGCAACAAAUUCUCGAGGAGCGUCGCAGUGGGAAACAACUUUGUCUGCGGAGUGUCAGAAAUGGGAGAGGUUAAUUGCACAGGAAGUAAUGCCAAAGUGAUUGGUGAAGUGCCUGGGAAGAGUAAUUACAGUUAUGUUAGUGCAGGGUCUAAUUAUGCUUGUGCAAUCUCAUUGAGUGAUAGUGGUUUGGAUUGUUGGGGAGAAAUGAAGGGUGACAAACCACAAGGGAAGUUUACCUCUCUGGCCUUGGGCGACAGACGAAGCUGUGGCCUGAGGCCUAAUCAAACAAUUGUUUGUUGGGGGGAAGAUGGCUUCAGUUUGCCUCUAAGUUUAAGACAGACUUACUUCACCUCAAUCGAAGCAAAACACAGCGUUUUCUGCGGGGUAUUGUCAUCGAAUUUCUCCUUGUAUUGUUGGGGAAACCAACUGUUUGAUACCCAAGACAAUUUCGUGGUGUUCAGUGAAGUGAAGCCAGGGCCAUGUAGAAGAGAGUGUCCAUUAUAUAGCUCUCCAUUACCAGGCUAUGCCAGAUUUUGUGAACAAGGACAUGUAGUGUGUCAACCCUAUGAGGCAGCUGAGGAGCCACCUGUGCCACAGAGGGAGUCUAAGUGGAGCAAGAAAAUGGUGGCAUUUCUUGUAGUGGGUUGUGUUGGUUCCUUGGCGUUCUUGUUGGUUUGUGGUUACUUGGUCUUCAAGUAUUGCAAAAUUAGAGGCUCCAGGAUCCAUGACUCGGGUCCAUUGGAUGAUAUGGAGAGGCAAACUAAUCAGCAUGGUUCAGGGCAACUUCAAAACCAGCAAGCUAAUCAGCAUGGUUCAGGGCAAAUUCAAAACCAGCUAGCUCAACAGCCACCGGUGUUGGAGAAGCGGCUAAGCCAUCUGAUUAGCCUGGGAGCCAAUGGGGGUUCAUUGGAGGAAUUUUCGUUGCAAGUACUACUUGAAGCUACUAACAACUUCUCGGAAGAACACAAGAUUGGGACAGGCAGCUAUGGCUCAGUCUACUAUGCCACAUUAGAUGAUGGCAACCGUGAAGUGGCCAUCAAGCGUGCCGAAUCAUCGGCGUCUUCAUCAUCUGUUGGCGGGCACACCAAGCGGCAAGAGGACAGAGACAAUGCAUUUGUGAAUGAGCUUGAAUCAUUGUCACGCCUACACCACAAGAAUUUAGUUCGAUUAUUGGGGUUUUAUGAAGAUGCAAAAGAGAGAAUAUUGGUGUAUGAGUACAUGAACAAUGGUACAGUUCAUGACCAUCUCCACAAGAUCCCAGUGUCCCCUCUAAUGUCUUGGUCCGCACGCAUCCAGGUGGCGCUUGACGCCGCCAGAGGCAUCGAAUACCUCCACGUGUAUGCGGUUCCACCAAUCAUACACCGUGAUAUCAAGUCAUCCAACAUAUUGUUGGAUGACAAGUGGAGAGCCAAGGUGUCCGAUUUUGGCCUAUCUUUAAUGGGUCCCGGGGACGACGAGUCCUAUUUGUCGCUACGUGCGGCUGGCACAUUUGGUUACAUGGACCCCGAGUACUAUAGGCUGCAACAACUAACCACGAAAAGUGACGUGUACAGUUUCGGGGUAAUGUUGCUCGAGUUACUGUCAGGGUAUAGCGCGAUUCACAAAAAUGAGAAUGGCGUCCCAAGAAAUGUGGUGGAUUUUGUUGUACCAUAUAUUGUGAAUGAUGAAAUUCACAGGGUGUUGGACCCGAAAGUGCCGCCACCGACGCCGUUCGAAAUAGAGGCCGUGGCGUACGUGGGUUACUUAGCAGCAGACUGUGUGAGCUUAGAAGGUAGAGAUAGGCCUUCCAUGACUGAGAUUGCAAACACCUUGGAAAGAGCUUUGGCUUAUUGUUUGGCAUCGCCACCAAGUUCAAGAGCCGAGUCUUUGACUUAGACUCGGUUGAGAGCAAAUGACACAGUCAACAAUUGUAGAGCAAACC